Messenger RNA from Harmonia axyridis, 2751 nucleotides. Its product is annotated as E3 ubiquitin-protein ligase MARCHF8. Bases 161 to 1237 code for a protein of 358 amino acids. Gene Ontology annotation, cellular component: cytoplasm; late endosome membrane; lysosome. Gene Ontology annotation, biological process: protein polyubiquitination; immune response; antigen processing and presentation of peptide antigen via MHC class II. NCBI's taxonomy places the organism in Eukaryota, Metazoa, Arthropoda, Insecta, Coleoptera, Coccinellidae. The record is from RefSeq and is a predicted model, not a curated record. Gene Ontology annotation, molecular function: MHC protein binding; ubiquitin protein ligase activity; zinc ion binding. The transcript is spliced from 5 exons.
AGAAAUGUAUUUGUCAAACAAUAAAUAGUUCUAUUUAUAAUUAUUUAUAAAUCAUCACUCCGAACUUGAAUAAUUUUGAAAUUGUGAUAUUCCAAUAUUCUGUAAUUUCUUUUUAAUAAGUUAUGGUGUGAAGUAAUUCUGCUACUUCAUCAAUAUUGUAAUGCCAAAGCAAUUCAUAAAAGUGAAAAUUAACUGUGAUGUGAAUCCUAGUGGUAUGCCUCCUGAAAAACAAGAUUGUACCAAAUAUGAUUCGUCUUCUAAUAUAUCUAAUUCGAAUGGAGACAUUUGUAGAAUAUGCCAUUGUGAAGCUGACUUCGAUAAUCCUUUGUUAUCCCCUUGCUAUUGCUCUGGUAGUUUGAAAUAUGUGCACCAGUCGUGUCUUAGACAAUGGUUAGCCGCUUCCGAUACCAGAUCUUGUGAAUUAUGCAAGUUCAACUUUAUUCUACAUACUAAAAUUAAACCAUUGUCAGAAUGGAGAAGACUGGAAAUGAGUGGUGUGGAAAGAAGAAGAUUAUUAUGUGCAAUAUUGUUUCAUUGUGUUGCAGCCAUUUGUGUUAUCUGGUCAUUAUUUGUUCUUAUUGAUAGAGCAGCCGAAGAGGUCCAAAAAGGUUUGAUAGCCUGGCCAUUUUGGACGAAGUUGGUAGUAGUUGCCGUAGGAUUUACAGGAGGUGCUGUGUUUAUGUACAUACAAUGCAGGCAGUACUUACAUUUAUUCAGUAGAUGGAAGGCAUAUAACAGAAUUAUUUUAGUGCAGAAUGCACCUGAAAAGCCUAAUCCAAUGCCUCCAUCUACAAGUUUUACUUAUGACCAAGCUCUAGGACAGCAGUUUCCUCCGCAAAUCCAAGCCCAUGUGGAGUACAAUGUGCCAUCAACAUAUGCAGACAAUUCCCAUAAUAAUCACCAGCUAUGUUUUACUUUCCAAAAAGAAGAUGUUGUAGAUAAAGCCAAAAUGGAUGAGAAUAGUAGUAAUUCAUCUAUACCUAAGGAUGAUAUUCAGAUUGAAGAUCUCUGUGAAAGGACGCCAGAGAAAUUGGACAAACCGAAACCAAACGAGGGGAACAGUUGGAUGGAUCCCAGAAUGAAAGAAAGAGAAAUUCUUGCGCUGGACAUUCAGCAUCCUUCAGUUGUAAGUCCUAAUGUAGAGCAUUCAAAGACUGAAAAUAUUAUGAAAAAAAGUAAUUCUGUUUUUAUAUCACUACCCAAUCUGAAUGCUAGCAGUGAGAGUUUAUUGCUCUGAAAACAAAGUUAAGUUUUAUUAUUAUUCCUGAAUGUGUUUUCCAUAAGACAGUUUUUUAAUCAGUUUGAAAUGUGUCUUGGAAGAUGAAAGCGGCCCUACAAUUAUGCUCUUAAAAUAGAAAGAUUCGCACUGUUUUUUUAUCUUCACACAAUAUUUUUAUAUAUUGAAAAAUCAAUAUAUAUAUAGUUGUCUAACCAUCUGGACAUAGAAGUUUUCAGUGAGUAGUGUUCUCGUUAAAAAAAUUUUUUUAUUGAAUUUUGUUUGCAGGCAGGUAUUUUUUUAUUAUAUUCCCAUCAUAUAUACUUCAAUUUCUCCAUAUUGAGUAACAAAAUAUCUUCCUGUGAAUAAAAAUUGAUUUUAUCAAAUAUUUUUCGAAUCUAUUGUAUUAGAUAAAAUAUUGAAAACCUCUAUAUCAAGAUCUUUUUGGGCCAACUUGAAAAACAAUAAUGAACUACUUAAGAAAUGACUUUAGUCUAAUACUGAUUGAGAUUAUAGCUGAAACUGAAAAGUGCCAGAUAUUUAUGAUUUAUUUCCACAAACAUAUUUUUAUAUGAUUUCUUGGUGCUCCAUGCUUGAAGAUUUUUUUAUUAUAUCAUUGUUAAAAAGAUUUUAAAUGAGUUCUCAGUUCGCAAGGAUAUUACUUAAAAAGCAAAAGUGAUGAAAUAGUUCCUCCUUUUUCUAAUAGCUCUCAUUUUCAUAUUUUCUUCUUCAUAUUUUAAAGUUUAUAAAUAUUAUUAAAUGAAUUUGUGUGUUGCAACACCAAAUUUUUGUUUGUUUCAUUUGAGAAUUAAGAAUGAAUGUUGCAAUUCAAUAUUAAUGUUAUUUAGAGUAUAGUUUGCUAUCAAUUAAUACGAGUUCAAAAUAUUUUUUGCCCUUUAGAAAUAAAGGAAUAGAAUUACUAACAAGGUUAGUGUAUAUUACCAUGAAUAAUGGGAAUAAAACUUAUGAAUGUACUGAAUAUGAACAUUCGAAAUCAUUAUGUUGUCAAUAUUGAAUGUAAACUACAAUACAAUCUACUUAAUCCGAACACUAUAUUGGCAAAUCUUGUUUUGCUCUCUUAAGAUGAACUACUUUAACCUUAUAUUUAAGGAAACUUAAUUUUUAUAUUACCUUAUUCAUUUUUAAACAGGAGCCAAGAUAGUUAUUUGUAUUGGUAGUUGGCACUGUAGUUUAUUUUAAUAUUUUUUUUUCUGCAAGGUCUCUUCCAAUUUAAUUUGUUGUUUAUCGAAAAGUUUCAGCUAUGAUGUCUUAUUGACUUUUAUUUUUUGUAAUUUUGAAAUUAUCAGUUAUGGGUAGGCUAUUGUUGUUCGUUAUGAUGAUUACAAUAAUCUGAUCUAAGUGAAUGAAUAUAUUCUGGAUCAAUUAAGAAUUUAUUAUUGUUAUAUAAUCUGUGAUUUAUAAUGACUUAGAAAUACUAACCACACUACGAUGUGAGGCAUCUUUCUUGUUUAUAUUUAAAUUUUAUUAGGGCUAUAAUUAUUGGUAUGUGAUAAUUAAAAUGGAUUUUGACUGAU